Messenger RNA from Cucumis melo (muskmelon), 1570 nucleotides. Its product is annotated as enoyl-[acyl-carrier-protein] reductase, mitochondrial. Gene Ontology annotation, cellular component: mitochondrion. The record is from RefSeq and is a predicted model, not a curated record. The coding region runs from base 185 to 1294 and encodes 369 amino acids. Gene Ontology annotation, molecular function: trans-2-enoyl-CoA reductase (NADPH) activity. NCBI's taxonomy places the organism in Eukaryota, Viridiplantae, Streptophyta, Magnoliopsida, Cucurbitales, Cucurbitaceae. Gene Ontology annotation, biological process: fatty acid metabolic process. The transcript has 10 exons.
AAAUAAUUAGUGAGCGUUAGAGGAGAGAUAUUACGGUGGACUCGACCCACCCCUACUUUACCACCGUUUGAACAAUUAAUUUGGAAAGCCAUAUCCAAUCCCUCACAGUGGCAGCAAGAAAUUAGACGAGAGAUUGAAGACUGUCUUUCUUCCAUUGCCAUCUAUAUCGAGCUUCUCUAAACUAAUGGCGUUGGUAGCUCUCAAACUCAUCAAUGGAUCACGUCUCGCCCUCCAUCCAACCCAUAUCCCAUCAAAUUCAAGAACCAUACGAGCUUUCUCCGCGAUUAUGUCUCCACCCUCCACAGCCGUCGUCUACGAUCUCCAUGGUCCUCCAGACACCGUUACCAGAGUGAUUAACUUACCGCCAGUUGAAAUGAAAGCUAACGACGUCUGUGUUAAAAUGCUGGCGGCUCCGAUCAACCCCUCCGAUAUCAACCGCAUUGAGGGUGUAUACCCUGUGAGGCCCGAAGUGCCGGCUGUUGGAGGAUAUGAGGGAGUUGGUGAAGUGCAUUCAGUUGGCAACGCCGUUCAGGGUCUUUCACCUGGUGAUUGGGUUAUCCCAUCUCCACCUUCUUCUGGGACAUGGCAGACUUAUGUUGUAAAAGAUCAGAGUGUUUGGCACAAAAUCAACAAGGAAGUACCCAUGGAAUAUGCUGCUACUGUUACAGUUAAUCCUUUGACUGCUCUGAGAAUGCUGGAGGAUUUUGUCUCUUUAAAAGCAGGAGACUCGGUUGUUCAAAAUGGAGCGACAAGCAUAGUUGGACAAUGUAUAAUUCAGCUUGCUAAGAUACGCAGCAUCCAUAGCAUAAAUAUCAUACGUGAUAGGGCAGGGUCUGACGAAUCAAAAGAAAAACUUAAGAGACUUGGAGCUGAUGAAGUUUUCAGUGAGAGUCAGCUUGAAGUAAAGAAUGUUAAGAGCCUCUUGGCUAACCUUCCUGAACCUGCUUUGGGAUUUAACUGUGUUGGAGGCAACGCUGCCACAUUGGUUCUCAAGUUCUUGAGGCAAGGAGGAACAAUGGUAACGUAUGGUGGCAUGUCUAAGAAGCCAAUUACAGUAUCAACCUCAUCUUUCAUUUUUAAGGACCUUUCUCUGAGGGGAUUUUGGUUGCAAAAAUUGAUGGGUAUAGAUAAAGCAAAAGAGAGCAGAAAGUUGAUAGAUUACCUACUGGAUUUGGCUCGUCAAGAGAAGUUAAAAUACGAGAUGGAGGUGGUUCCUUUUGACAAUUUUCACAUUGCACUCAACAAGGCGCUUGGUAAACAAGGAAGCCAACCUAAACAGGUUAUCAAAUUCUAGCUCUCUUGACAUUGGUUUACAUUUGGCUUUAUACUCUAGGUCGUAGGUAGUUUUCAAGUUUGCUGAGUUAGAUUCUAGGCUCUGAAAAUAAAUACACCUCUUGUUCCUAAGAAAUUGAAGACCAUAUAAUCAUCCAAUGAAAGCCUACUAGAGUGAUAUGCUCAUUUUGAGUUGUAAAAACUAAAAACGGAAUGCUCAAAUUGCUAGGGAUAGCAUUUGAUUCACUUGUAAAGCUUGUAUGGUUUGAAGUUUGAAGUAUAAAGUGAAAUUUGCUCA